Messenger RNA from Heterobasidion irregulare TC 32-1, 1044 nucleotides. RefSeq lists its product as uncharacterized. The transcript is spliced from 4 exons. Bases 1 to 1044 code for a protein of 347 amino acids. The record is from RefSeq and is a predicted model, not a curated record. NCBI's taxonomy places the organism in Eukaryota, Fungi, Basidiomycota, Agaricomycetes, Russulales, Bondarzewiaceae.
AUGGGCGAGGUGGCUGGACAGAGAAGCGUGGCGUUUGUCAUGUUGUGGCGAAUAGCGGUGGCAGCGAAGGCGCACGCGUUAACCGAUGGGUGGUGCCAAAGGGACAUUGGUGACCCCCAACUCUAUAAAGCCUCGCCGUUCUCUCCUCUUUCUUUCCAUCACGCACUCUUCCUCCCCACCACCCCCACCCCCCUUAUCCUCUCUCAUGCACUUCAUUACUUACUAUCCUCUCUGCGCCCUCCUUCAUCUGUACAGGUUAUCAGGCACGAUCGCCUCAAACACGACGUCAAGCUCAUAGGCACAAUCGCCUUCAAGCACGACAGCAAGUUCACUGGCCGCGUUGUAUCUUCUGGCGACACUGCUCUGGGAUCUGUGGCUUUGGUCUGUGGCAUUGGGCUGUAUCGUUCUCUGGAGGUGGCUUCGAUGUUUGGUUGCUGGUGUGUCUCUUCAACAUGUCUGGGUUCUGUCUUGCCUGUCUUGCUCAUCCUCUUGCUCUUUCUCCCACUGGUGGUUCUUGUCUCUUAUCAUUAUUUGCUGCGCUUUGAUGUCCUUGGCUGCGGUCUGCUCGCUCUUUGCUGUGUUGUAUGCUCGCUUUGGGUUCCCGUCUCUCUGUGUUCUCUCUUCGAUCUGGCUUGCUUGCUCUGUCUGGCUUGCUCCUUCUCGUCCUCGCCUUGUCUUCUCUCUUGGCCUUCUCUUUUUUUGCUGAUCGCUGUGGCAUGCUUUCUCUGUUUUACUUGGUCCUCACUUUCUCCUUUCCUCGCUGUGGCUUUGAUCUUGGUUUCUGAUGUCUCAUGUCAAUCUUUGCUCGUUUCCGUCUUCGUCCUGGCCUAUCUCAAUCUUAUCUUCUUGCUCGUCUAUCUUGUUUUGGCUGUUAUUCACUCUCGGUGGCCCUGGUCUAUCUCGGCGACGCUCUCAAUCUCUCUUGCUUCUCUCCGAUUCUUGUCUCUCUCUUUUGGUUCAUCUUGGCGACCCUCUCAGCCCAUCUUGGUCCCGCACCGCCAGACACGACUAUUUCAAUCUGCAAGAGAUCGGGUCGUCAGUUAG